GGCUGUACGUUAGCAAUGGGCAAAAAGGAGACAUGGACUUCGUUUCAACGCAGCUUUUCUUUUCCAACGUCUGCUCCGUAACUCACGAACAAACACACCUUCUUCCGGUAACGAAAACACUUCCUGCUUCUCUUCAGCCAAUCAAACGCAAGCAACAUUAGAACGUUUUUAACAAUUAUUAAACAGAAUACAAUUUAGGUAACUAUAACAUAAAGGAAUAUAAUGCUCAGAUAUAAAAUGAAAAUAAUUAAUCAUUUAACAUAAGCUUACACUAGCAGGAAAGAUGCAGUUGUUAUAUGGCAGUAUUGACUCCAACUCAACUGGGAUGCAAAAGGCAUGAAGGAAGGCUCUGACUUCAAAGAUAACAAUGCAAUUUAUUCCUAGUCACUGAAGCCUGAUGGUUGUACCGCAGUUGACCUCCAGACGCCUAAUCAACUUUUAUACUCUCCUGAGGAAACGCUCAGACAGCCAAAACAUGACCAGACCCAGUUCGGACCUGGCGGCAUUUAGGGAGAUCUUCUCCAAGGCCUCGAAUAUCGCCAUCCUCACCGGAGCGGGUGUGAGUGCGGAGAGUGGAGUCCCCACCUUCAGAGGGGCGGGGGGCUACUGGAGAAAAUGGCAAGCUCAGGAGCUCGCCACGCCGGAAGCGUUCUCCCGAAACCCAUCCCGCGUCUGGGAGUUUUACCACUACCGUCGUGAGGUCAUGCUUACGAAAACUCCGAACCCCGCUCACCUGGCCAUCGCCGAGUGUGAGGAGCGUCUAGGCAGGCAGGGCCGCGGAGUCGCCGUCAUCACUCAGAACAUUGAUGAACUUCACCGCCGCGCUGGAUCCAAAAAUAUCCUCGAAAUUCACGGCAGCCUGUUUAAAACACGCUGUACGAGUUGUGGUCAUGAAGCCGCCAAUCACAACAGCCCCAUUUGUGCUGCUCUGGCGGGCAAAGGAGCUCCAGACCCGGAUUCAAAAGAUGCUCAGAUCCCUGUCCAGGACCUCCCCAGGUGUGAACAAGCCGGGUGUUCGGGUCUUCUGAGACCAGCUGUGGUUUGGUUUGGAGAGGCUCUGGAUUCGGACAUAAUCAUUCGAGCGGAGAAAGUGCUAGAUAACUGUGACCUCUGCUUAGUGGUUGGCACUUCGUCUGUGGUGUAUCCAGCAGCCAUGUUUGCUCCUCAAGUGGCCGCAAGAGGCGUCCCCGUGGCUGAGUUCAACAUGGAAGAUACACCGGCCACCAUGUGUUUCAAGUUUCACUUUCAUGGCCCUUGUGGGACGACCUUGCCUGCUGCCUUAAGUCCCCAUGCGUCUGAAAAACACUGAAAACGAUGCACGCUGAAGCAACUGCUCAAAUUCUGGAUGCUUAUUCGAAAGAACACAACAAUAAGAACUGAUUAUUUGCUCCAAGGUGAGUGCUGAGGUUGUCAAGAAUCUGAAGCCAGCAUGCAGCAGAUUUAAACAUUCUCCAGUGCAAGUUACUUCGUUUUUUGUUUUUUUUUUGGGGGGGGGGGCGUGUUAGCCUUUGUAAUCUUAGAUUUCCUCAUUUAAUCACGUGAGGAAUGCGAGAUACCCAUAAAAACCUUUUGGGGCUUCAUGUUUGUACAGAUUUAUGCAGAGGUCUCAUCAGAUCACCGUGCGUCUCUUGCAUAUUGAAUGUGUGGCAGUAGGGGGCAGUGUUAACACGCUGCUUUUUGUUUCCAUCCAGAAAGAUGAUGGACAGGUUGUAUUUGUGCAUGUGCUCAUUAUAAUACAGUAUCUUGAGACAGCAUGUGCACUGAUGAAAACUGACAGUACUACAGUUUCAUAAGUACUGUGUAU
This is a messenger RNA of Hippocampus comes (tiger tail seahorse), 1804 nucleotides long. RefSeq names its product sirtuin 5 (gene sirt5). NCBI's taxonomy places the organism in Eukaryota, Metazoa, Chordata, Actinopteri, Syngnathiformes, Syngnathidae. The transcript has 8 exons. Gene Ontology annotation, molecular function: protein-malonyllysine demalonylase activity; NAD+ binding; protein-succinyllysine desuccinylase activity. Gene Ontology annotation, cellular component: nucleus. The record is from RefSeq and is a predicted model, not a curated record. The coding region runs from base 398 to 1309 and encodes 303 amino acids.